Molecule: messenger RNA, 1474 nt
Organism: Notolabrus celidotus (New Zealand spotty)
Lineage: Eukaryota; Metazoa; Chordata; Actinopteri; Labriformes; Labridae
Gene: cpa4
Product: carboxypeptidase A4
Exons: 11
Coding region: 91-1353 (420 amino acids)
Biological process (GO): proteolysis
Molecular function (GO): zinc ion binding; metallocarboxypeptidase activity
Source: RefSeq, a predicted model, not a curated record
CCACCUGUCACCAGGUUGAUAUGAAGAGACUUCAAAAACUGAUGCAGGACUCGCUCUGUUCCCCUGUAACGGUCCGGACGUACAGACGAGAUGAGAGGCUUCUGGCUGCUGUUAGUGCUCGUGGCUGUGGCCACAGCUGAUGAGAGGGUCUUCACUGGAGAUCAGGUCAUCAGGGUCAAUGCUGAGUCGGAGGAGCAGAUCCAGCUCCUGCAGGCUCUGGAGACUCAAGAGGAGUGGGAGGUGGAUUUCUGGCUCCACCCAGUCUCCGUUGAUCUCCCCAUCGACAUCCGUGUGCCUCUUGCAAGUCACAGCGCUGUGACGGAGUUCCUCACUGCCCACAACAUCCACUACUCCCUCCUUAUUGACAACCUUCAGGAGCUCCUGAAUGAGGAGAAAGCUGAGAUGCAGAGGAACCAGAUGAAGGAGCGCAGCACCAAGAGCUUCAACUUCGGAGCCUAUCAUCGUGUGGAGACUAUCUACAGCUGGAUGGACACUCUGGUGGCUCAGUACCCGAACCUGGUCUCCAAGCAGGAAAUUGGUAAAUCCUAUGAGAACAGGCCAAUGUAUGUGCUCAAGUUCAGCACAGGGGGAAACAAGCGCCCUGCAAUCUGGAUGGACACCGGAAUCCACUCCAGAGAGUGGGUGUCUCAGGCCACCGGAGUGUGGACGGCCAACAAGAUUGCCACAGAUUAUGGCACUGACCCUUCCAUCACCUCCCUCCUGAAAACCAUGGACAUCUACAUGCUGCUGCUGGCCAACCCUGACGGAUACGCCUACACACACUCCAACGACCGUAUGUGGCGUAAGACCCGCUCCAGGAACUCAGGCUACUCAUGCCGUGGAGUCGAUCCCAACAGGAACUGGGAUGCAGGCUUUGGUGGCCCCGGAGCCAGCAGUUACCCCUGCUCUGAUUCAUACCACGGCCCCUCCGCUCACUCUGAGAUCGAAGUGAAGAACGUUGUGAAUCUGAUCAAGAGCCACGGCAACUUCAAGUCCUUCAUCUCCGUCCACGCCUACUCCCAGCUGCUCAUGUACCCUUACGGAUACACCUGCGGGCACGUGCCCCAUCAGGCUGAGCUGGACGCUGUUGGCAGAGCAGCUGUGCAGAAACUCACCUCCCUCCAUGGCACCAGAUACAAGGUUGGAAGCAUCUGCAACAUCAUCUAUCAAGCCAGCGGCGGCAGCAUCGAUUGGUCCUACAACCUGGGCAUCAAGUACUCCUAUGCCUUCGAGCUGAGAGACACUGGACGCUAUGGCUUCAUCCUGCCAGCCAAUCAGAUCAUCCCCACAGCCACCGAGACGUGGCUCGCCCUGAAACACAUCAUGGAGUACGUCCGUGAUCAUCCUUAUUAAGAGGAGAGCUUCAUAAUGAAGUGUUUUUAAUUAGCAGAGCAACUUUUUAAUCAGACAGUGCUUAUUUGUGACAUGUGACAUGUUGAUAUUGACCAAUAAAGUCAUGCUUGUCUGCAUUUCA